UGACAGGUCACUACCACGGCGUUGUCCGGUCCCUGCACUUUAAUCAGUUGAAUUAUUACUGCAUGACUCUUCAUGAAGUGAACAGUGCUGUUAUUGGGGGAACUUCCACAACUCUUUCCCUUGAACCUCCACCUGAACCUCCACCUGAACCUGCAGAGCAGACAUGACCAGCAGUCCGCCGAGUCCUUCUCCAUCCCGAUGGUUCAAAACGCUGCGAAGGACCAGGCUGGGGGAGCCCUGUCUGAAGACAUACCCUCUGGAGUGUGUGGAUCUGCUGAAGAGGGCGCGGGUCGCCUUCCAAGCUGGUCGCACCCUGAAGGAGGGCUUCAGACUAUCUCAGCUGGAGGCGCUGGUGCGGAUGCUGGAGGAACAUGAGUGUGACUUUGUGGAUGCUCUUGGAAGGGACCUUCAUAAGCCAAGGUUUGAGACAGUUGUGUCAGAGCUGAUUCUCAUCAAGAAUGAGGCACUUCAUGCCAUCAUCAACCUUAAGAAGUGGAUGCAGCCGCAGCAUGUGGAAAGAAACCUGUCCACCACGCUGGACGAGUGUCUGAUGGUCAGUGAGCCGCUGGGGGUGGUGUUCAUAAUGGGGACCUGGUGCAGUCCUGUCCAGACGUGUCUGGUGCCGCUGGUGGGGGCCAUCGCAGCAGGAAACUGUGCAAUCAUCGGCCCCUCUGAGUGCACCUCUCACACAGCAGAGCUCCUUCAUCGUCUCGUCCCCUUCUACUUGGACAAUGAAUGCUUCCAUGGGAUUCUUGCAGGCACGAGUGACUUGCCUGAAGUUGUGGAACUUAAAUUUGACCACGUCUUCUUUACAGGUAGCAGGGAGGAGGGAAGCAGAAUUGCUCAAGCUGCAGCUCGCACACUCACGCCCGUCACCCUGAUUUUGGGUAGCAAGAACCCGUGUUAUGUGGACCAAAACUGUGACAUCAUCACCACCGCGCAGCGCAUCGCCUGGGCACGUUUCCACAAUGCCGGACAGAGCAUGGUGGCUCCUGACUACAUCCUGUGCCACACGGACGUCCAAACACGGCUUGUGCAGGCCCUGAAGUGCAUCCUGAUGCAGUUCUACGGCUCUGACCCCAGAGAGUCACGCAGCUACGGCCGCAUGGUCAAUCUAGAGAUCUUCAACCGUACGAGAGACAUGCUGUGGAGAUCUGGCAAGGUGGCUGUCGGUGGGCAAGUGAUAGAAGCAGAGAAAUAUAUCGCCCCAACGAUUUUGACAGAGGUAGCAGAAUCAGAUCCCAUCAUGCAACAGGACGUUUUUGGCCCAGUUCUUCCUGUUCUGACUGUAAACGACAUGGAUGAAGCAAUUGCCUUCAUUAAUAAGCAAGGCAAACCCCUCUGUGUGUACGCAUAUUCCAGCAACAGCAAGGUCAUCUCGAGGCUAAUGAGUGAGACCUCUAGUGGAAGCUUUUGCUCCAAUGACGGCGUCCUGCAAACUCUGAUGGUGGCCCUGCCUUUCGGUGGAGUUGGUGCCAGUGGAAUGGGUUCCUACCACGGCCGCUACAGCUUUGACACUUUCUCUCACAGGAAAUCAUGCCUGCUAAGAGGCACACGGUUUGAGUGUGUAACCUAUCUGCGUUAUCCGCCCUACGAGGACCGCAAUCUGUCUCUAAUGACAUGGGCCAGUACCCUGUCCCAGAAGAGCCAGGGCUGGUGCCAGAUCCUGUGAUCGUGUGGGAGGGUGAUAACCGAGCCAUGCUGGAAGAAAGCCGAAUGCCCCCUAAGUCAGCGACAGUCCUGACAUGCAAAUGUUUUGUUAGUGUAUUAAAAAUAGAUGAGGACAAAACCUACUGGGGUGCAGCUGCAUCUAACAGAGGAAGAGCAAUAUACAUAGCAGCUGUUCAGUCUCUGGGUGAUGAUAAUUAUAAAAUCAACAAGAAAAAGAGAUGCUUGCCAGUAUUUAAAAUGUAUCUGCUGCAGUGCCAUAACUGUACACCAACUCAACUAAAUGUAUGUGAUGGAUGAAACAUUACCUGUGCAAAAUUAAAUAACCAAGAGGUA
Molecule: messenger RNA, 2004 nt
Organism: Sebastes umbrosus (honeycomb rockfish)
Lineage: Eukaryota; Metazoa; Chordata; Actinopteri; Perciformes; Sebastidae
Gene: aldh3b4
Product: aldehyde dehydrogenase 3 family, member B2
Exons: 11
Coding region: 164-1672 (502 amino acids)
Biological process (GO): aldehyde metabolic process
Cellular component (GO): cytoplasm
Molecular function (GO): aldehyde dehydrogenase (NAD+) activity
Source: RefSeq, a predicted model, not a curated record